Molecule: messenger RNA, 2052 nt
Organism: Didymosphaeria variabile
Lineage: Eukaryota; Fungi; Ascomycota; Dothideomycetes; Pleosporales; Didymosphaeriaceae
Gene: POL12
Product: DNA-directed DNA polymerase alpha subunit pol12
Exons: 2
Coding region: 1-2052 (683 amino acids)
Biological process (GO): DNA replication; DNA replication initiation
Cellular component (GO): alpha DNA polymerase:primase complex
Molecular function (GO): DNA binding
Source: RefSeq, a predicted model, not a curated record
AUGGACGACACGGCCGAGCUCACCGAACGCUUCGAGCGCUACUGCGACACAAAAGACAACGAUGUCCCCUCCGAAGUACUCAACGAAUUGCAGUCCAUCCAGCGGAUAUUCUCCAUAUCGGCAGAAGAGCUGGACUUCAAAUGGCAAGCAUACAAUAUGAAGAUGGGCGGCGAGGAAAACAAGCUCGAUUUGAAGACAGCGAGAGACUUCAAGAAGAACCUCCAAGAUGCAUUGGAGAAAGAAAGCAGAGGGAAAGUGCAGCAUAGGAAUGAUUCGAAAAGGGUUGCCCCGACACCGAGGGCGGCGAAGGGUGGGGAUAUGUACGAUAUGCUGGAUGGCAUGAUUGCUACACCGCGAACAGGUGCUCUGGGAAGCGCAGCAAAGCGACGAUCGAACUUCGACACACCCUCAAGCAAAGCACAUAAGAACCAUGAGAUGAGCUCACCGGCUAGUGGACCGACACCCAGAGGCGAAGCCAGCAAUGGACUUGCCUUUGACUUCUCUUCUCGCACCAACGCCGGCGACAUUGCCGAACAAUUAAACGGUCACAUCCCCCUCUCUGAGCCCCCAGAAGAGCCUCCUUCAGAGACUCGCAUCAAGCUCAAGGCCAACACCGAUAUGUCCAAGUUCUCCUACAAAACUAUGGCCAUGAAACUCUCCGAAGCCUCCGAAGUGCUUGACGACCGCAUCGACGAGUUCCGUCAAUUGCUCCAAGAACAACUCAGUCUCGAAGACAGCGCCUUCGGCAACCCCUCAUACCAAUCUCCAAACGAAGUCAUAACAGUGGGACGUAUAUGCUGCGAUACUAGCGAAGGCAAGCUCAAUGCUGCGUCGAUAGUGCUUGAGGGUUCGCGUCGAUGGGGGUCUGGACGGAGGGUGCCCUUGACUCUGGACAAGCUAGCAUCAUAUAACUUCUUUCCCGGACAGAUCGUUGCGCUUCGAGGAAUCAACGCCUCGGGCGAGAACUUUGUCGUCUCAGAAGUCCUUUCUUUUCCCCUCCUCACACAGCCUGCGUCUACCCCCGCAGAACUAGACAGCUACAACGCGCGGUACCUCGACACGCCGGAAUCAGACCCGUCCUCCGUGCGUCCUCUGACCGUCUUUAUAGCAUCCGGACCCUACACGACCGACCAGAAUCUCGACUUCGCGCCCCUACACACGUUCCUCGACAACGCCGUGGAAGCAUGUGCCGACAGCGUCGUACUAUUAGGUCCCUUCCUCGACGCAGAGCAUCCUCUCAUCCGCUCGGGAGACUUCGACAUCCCGCCACAUCUCACCUCCCCAGAUCAAGCCACCAUGACAGACCUCUUCCGCCACUUCAUCUCCUCCGCCAUCCAAACCUUUGCCCAGCGUCUCCCGACGUGCAACGUCAUCUUAGUGCCUAGCUUGCGCGACGCACACCACCACCACGCAGCCUUCCCGCAAGACAAAUUCACAAAGAAAGAAUUAGGCUUUGGUGCCGCAGGGAAACAGGUUCAGUGCGUUACAAAUCCCAUGACGCUGAGUAUGAACGAGUUCAUCGUGGCUAUGUCAUCGCUGGAUAUCUUGCACAUGCUGUCGCGCGAGGAAAUUGCAGAUGGGAAGGCGAGGACCGUCCAUUUGUACGAGAGAGGCGCGAAGAACGUCCUCGAGCAGCGCAGCUUUCUGCCGCUGUUUCCGCCUACGGGGAGAGAGAAAAUGUUCGCACCUGCGCCGGUCGAGGCUGAGGUGUUCAAGGAGGGUGCUGCGGAUGGCGAGACUGGGGAAGAGCAAGGUCCUAGUCCCUUCUUGCCGCUGGGGACUAUGGUGGAUACGAGCUAUCUCAAGCUCGGCGAGAUGCUGAAUGUGAGGCCGGAUGUGUUGAUCACGCCUAGCGUUUUGCAGGGGUUUGUCAAGGUUGUAGAAAGCGUGCUGGUUAUCAAUCCCGGAACGUUGAGUAAGCGCCGGGCGGCAGGCACGUAUGCAAGGUUAGUGGUACGGCCUGCAGACGUGAGUGAUAAAGAGAGGGAGAGUGGAGCUGCUAUGGCGCAUAAGUUGUGGGAGCGGGCGAGGGUGGAUAUCGUGAAGAUCUAA